Molecule: messenger RNA, 1871 nt
Organism: Mastomys coucha (southern multimammate mouse)
Lineage: Eukaryota; Metazoa; Chordata; Mammalia; Rodentia; Muridae
Gene: Rnf44
Product: ring finger protein 44
Exons: 12
Coding region: 316-1617 (433 amino acids)
Source: RefSeq, a predicted model, not a curated record
GCCGCUCCGAAUGUUGUGAAUCAAAACGUGGGGCUGGUUCCAUCCGGCCGCCGCGGACAGUUCUUAAAGGGCCAGCCAGCCCGAGAGCACAGCUGCGUCCUGCGCCGCCCUUCUCUCGGGCCCGGGCUGGGGAGGCGGAAGACAGAGCAGGCUCGCGAAGGAGCGGGCGCUUCACCGUCCGCACCCCGCAUCGCGAACAAAGGAGCCCGCGUGUGAUCGGACGGCUGCCGGGGCGCUCUGGGAAGAUUGCAGUCCUUGCUUUAAUUUAUUGGUUGUGAGCCCCGACUCAACCCCUUCCACCUCCCUACCCUCCUGAUGAGACCAUGGGCUCUGGCAGUGACUAAGUGGCCACCCUCUGCCCCUGUGGGUCACUGGCGAGUCUCUACAAGACCUAGCAGCAGUCCCGGCCAGCUCUGGGGAAGCCUUGGCCACGAGGGGCCCCUGGCCAGCCCACCUGCCCAGGAUGCGCACUUACCCUCCCAGCAGCUGCUGCCCCGACCAUCAAACCUCUCUGUAGAGGAGCAUCGAGCCUCAGCUCCUGCCGGCAGGAGCCCCCGAAUGCUGCACUCAGCCACCCAGCAGAGCCCGUUCAUGGUUGAUCUCCACGAACAGGUGCACCAGGGACCUGUCCCUCUGUCCUACACAGUCACCACAGUGACAACCCAAGGCUUCCCUUUGCCUACAAGCCAACACAUCCCUGGCUGCAGUGCCCAGCAGCUCCCAGCAUGCUCCGUGAUGUUCAGUGGGCAGCACUACCCCCUGUGCUGCCUCCCACCUCCGCAGCUGAUCCAGGCGUGUACCAUGCAGCAGCUCCCUGUGCCCUACCACACCUACCCCCACCUCAUCUCCAGUGACCACUACAUCCUUCAUCCCCCACCGCCAGCCCCACCACCCCAGCCUACCCACAUGGCACCGCUUGGGCAGUUUGUAUCCCUGCAGACCCAGCACCCACGUAUGCCCCUGCAGCGGCUGGACAAUGAGAUGGACCUUCGAGGAGACCAGCACCCGUUGGGUAGCUUCACUUACUCCACCUCUGCCACUGGCCCAGCCUUGUCGCCCUCAGUUCCCCUUCACUACCUACCCCAUGAUCCACUGCACCAGGAGCUGUCCUUUGGUGUGCCAUAUUCCCACAUGAUGCCACGGAGACUGAGCACACAAAGAUACCGCCUGCAGCAGCCGUUGCCACCACCCCCGCCGCCGCCACCUCCACCAUCUUACUACCCCAGCUUCCUACCCUACUUCCUUUCAAUGCUGCCAAUGUCACCAACCACCGUGGGCCCCACCAUCAGCCUGGAUCUGGAUGUGGAUGACGUGGAGAUGGAGAACUAUGAGGCUCUCCUGAACCUAGCUGAGAGACUGGGAGAUGCCAAGCCCCGAGGCCUCACCAAAGCAGACAUAGAACAACUGCCGUCAUACCGCUUUAACCCUGACAGCCAUCAGUCUGAGCAGACUCUGUGUGUGGUGUGCUUCAGUGACUUUGAGGUGCGGCAGCUGCUCCGAGUCCUCCCCUGCAACCACGAGUUCCAUGCCAAGUGUGUUGACAAAUGGUUGAAGGCCAACCGGACCUGUCCCAUUUGCCGGGCGGAUGCCUCCGAGGUGCCCAGGGAGGCUGAGUGAGGCUCCACAGCCACCCACAAGAACCCUGCCCAAAGCUCCGGAAACGGGUGGGGGGAAGCAGGGAGUGGCCCAGGGAGAACUGUAAGGGAGGGGCCAGGCCUGUCAGCAUUCCCACCUGCAACUCCAGAGCUGGUGCCAGGGUCAGCCCUGGAGAAGCCCCUGCAAUAAGCCCCUGCAUUUGCCAAGCUCCAAAGACUCCUUCCCCAAUCUGCCUGCCUGCCUGCCUGCCCGCCAAGGAGCUGCCUGAGUGUUCC